CAGUCUUGUUCUCAUACAAACAAAACACUCGACAUAAACAUGACAUACAGCAACAGGAACAACUAAUUAAAAACAAUAUACGAGUAAAAAUACUUUAAUUUGUAAAAUUAAUAAUUGAUAGAAAAUGCAGACAGUAAAAGGCGGUACUACCUUGAUUUUUAUAUUACUGUUUGUGAGCUUUUAUUCUUUUUCUCAUGCUCUAAACUGCAUCAAAUGUACCAAUGCAGAGUCCAUUUCUGAGUGUCGAUCUGAACGCGAGGCUGUGUGUACACCACCAUACGAGCAAUGUUACACAGAAGUGGUAAUCACGAGUCUCCUAACAAGACGCUAUAAUGCAGGCUGUCGUUCAAAUCGGAUAUGUACCCUUAUAGCAAAGAUAAUGGGGAAAAGGAACUCUUUGGACCGACGUGAUUCUUCUAUUAGCUGUUCGUCAUGUUGUUCACAAAAUAACGGAGGAGGUAUACCCUGCAACGCAGAUCUUUGUGGAUUAAGUUCAACGGAAAACUGAUCAAAUACCAAUAAUUUUGCAAUGAACAACUAUUCAAGUUUUAAGAAUUACAAAUUUAAAUGUUACAUAUGUAUCGCUUGCUUGUUGUGAGUGGCGGUCGUGUUAAUUAUAUAACACUCCAGUC
Mytilus trossulus (common blue mussel) is the source of this 632-nucleotide messenger RNA. RefSeq lists its product as uncharacterized. The transcript is spliced from 7 exons. Lineage: Eukaryota; Metazoa; Mollusca; Bivalvia; Mytilida; Mytilidae. The coding region runs from base 125 to 508 and encodes 127 amino acids. The record is from RefSeq and is a predicted model, not a curated record.